CGAUUUACUUUUCGCAACGGCAGCCAUCUUGGUUCUUCGAAUUAAGUUUUAUUUUUCACUCGCAUUAUCCACUGUUAUCCAUGGCCGGGGGAACAUUACAGAAAGCUAUUGAAAUAGUUACGAAAGCAACGGAGGAAGACAAAGCAGGGAAUUAUGAAGAAGCCUUAAGACUCUAUGAACAUGGCGUUGAAUAUUUCCUUCAUGCUAUAAAAUAUGAAGCCCAAGGUGAAAAGUCCAAAGAGAGCAUUCGUGCAAAGUGUAUUCAGUACUUAGACAGAGCAGAAAAACUGAAACAAUAUGUCAGGGGCAAGGAUAAAAAGAAACCUGUGGCUACUGGAAGUGGGUCAGGCAAUAAAAGCAACAAAUCGGGCAAYGAUAGCAGUGGUGAUGAAGAUGAUAAUGUAGAAAACAAGAAGCUAAAAGGACAACUUAGCAGUGCCAUCGUGGUGGAAAAACCAAAUGUCCAGUGGUUGGACGUUGCUGGUUUGGAAUCAGCUAAAGAAGCAUUAAAAGAAGCUGUCAUUCUACCCAUCAAAUUUCCUCACCUUUUUACAGGAAAAAGAAAACCUUGGAGGGGAAUCCUUCUCUAUGGACCUCCAGGUACUGGUAAGUCAUACCUCGCAAAAGCCGUGGCAACAGAAGCUAACAACUCAACAUUCAUCUCGGUGUCAUCGUCAGAUCUUGUGUCAAAAUGGUUAGGAGAGAGCGAAAGACUUGUCAAGCAGUUAUUUGAAAUAGCACGUGACAGCAAGCCAUCAAUCAUUUUUAUUGAUGAAGUGGAUUCUCUGUGUGGAUCAAGAAGUGAUAAUGAAAGUGAAUCAGCCAGGAGAAUAAAAACUGAAUUUCUGGUACAAAUGGAGGGUGUUGGUGCUGAUAAUGUUGGAAUUCUGGUAUUGGGAGCUACUAACAUUCCAUGGUCGUUAGAUGAUGCUAUAAGAAGAAGAUUUGAAAAGCGUAUCUACAUCCCUCUCCCAGAGCAAGCAGCAAGAACUAGAAUGUUUGAGCUUCAUUUAGGUCCCACAAAGACAAGUCUAACACCUAAUGACCUUAAGGAGCUAGGAAAGAAAACAGAUGGUUAUUCUGGUGCUGAUAUCAGUAUUGUGGUACGUGACGCACUCAUGCAACCUGUCCGAAAAGUACAACAAGCAACUCAUUUCAAAAGGGUACGCGGGGCAAGUCCUUUGGAUCCUAAUGUCAUUGAAGAUGAUCUUCUUACUCCAUGUUCACCAGGUGACCCCAAUGCAGUAGAAAUGAACUGGAUGGAUGUUCCUGGUGAAAAACUCUUGGAACCCCCAAUAAACAUGGCAGAUAUGUUAAGGUCUCUAGCCACUACAAGACCUACAGUCAAURAACAAGGUGUCAAAAAAUUUGAGAAAUUCACUCAAGAUUUUGGACAAGAAGGAUAAACAAAGGAAAAUAGAUGAAAACAAUGAUACAGUAUAAAUUUGUUAAAUCUACAUUUCACCUUUCUUGGAAGUAUUUCAGAGUAGAUCAAGUCUACUCAAUAAUAACUUUUUCAUUUGAUUCACCCAUAAGUUUCAUCAUGUUCCAAGAAUGUCCUGGUUUACCAGUUUAUGUAAAGCUUAUCUAGUUGUACUAAGAUUAUUAUUUUCUUUCUCCCGAUUGGUUAAUCAAAUUACAAUCAAGCAGUCAAAUACAUUUCUUGCUUCUGAUUGGUUUAUCAAAUGUCGAAUUGACCAAUCAGAAACAAGGAAACUUAACUUAAUUAGAAGAGAUUUCAUUUGACUUUUUCCUUAAGAAUAUUGAACUCCGUAUAAAAUACCCCUAGACUAUGAAUGAUGGAAAAAGGUAAUUGAGUGACUGUCUGAGGAAUGAGUGUCAAAAAUUAGAAACAAAUCUAAGAUAGUACAUGUCCAACACUUACUUCCUUAUCAUUAGUACUGGGAUUAUUAAAAAAAAAUCCUAUUGCAUUUUCAUUUGUCAAAUGAAAUCACAGGUCACCUAAACCUAUUAUGAUUUUGAUAUCCUAGCCUAACAGCCAAGGCUCCCAGCAAAGACUCAAAUCUUUCUAUAGAGUGGUUUCACAGCAACUACUGUACUAUGUCGUGAUGCAAAACAAAUGUUUUCAGCUUCUUUUGGAAGUGAAAUCUUUCUCAAUUCAAAAACAGUGUGUUGUUUCUGUCCUACAAAAAGGCUGCCAUAAAAAUCGUCAGUACAGAUAGUUACCCUUUCCCCUAUUCACAAGGAUGGGUGGGAAUCCUGACUAACAGGAUAUCAUAUUGAUAUAUCUACAAGACAGUACCAUCUGGAUUUGCUAAUUUCCAUCAUUGAAAUAGAAUUGAUGUCUUAUGAUAGCAACCUACCGAUAGCAUCCACAGAAAAUGUUCAUCAUUAUUUACAUCCCAUUGGCCAGGAUACAACACCAUUAUUGACCACAACACAGCACAAUGCUUCCACACCGUUAGUUUUGCACAGCAUGAUUAAAUAUAAUGGCUGCUCAACAGAUAAUGCCAAGCUAAAAAAUUAGCACUUGUCCAGCCACACCUCUCAGGCUAAUGACUGGACACAUUGACAGGUCACAUGCUGAUCACUCCAAUGUCAUCAGCCAUUCUAGCCCCACACAGUUCACAAAAUAUGUUUCUGAUGUAGGAAAUUAGGAUUUAGCCUCCUACGCAGACAUUCCGCUAGUAUCUGUCACUCAAGGUUUAGGGAAACAUUGCGUGACAGACACUAUAAACGUCUGCAUAGGAGGCUAAUUAGGAUCCUAGGAAACUAUUGGAGCUCAGCACUCAAACCGUAGCUACGUUUAAACCUUUGAUGAAAUACUAAAAUAUAUUAAUAAAUAUUUGCAUUUAUGAAAUAUUUGAGAUAUAAUUAUGUGUGAGCUGAUUGGUCGGCUACCAUGUUUAUAUCAGUUAACAAAGACACGUGCAAAAUCGUUAAAAAUUAUUUUAUAAAAGCAAUAUAAAAUGGCUCUUAUGUGUCUGUACUGUGAUAUAAAUACUCUGGGAGCUGUAGAGCACUUGAGAAACAAGAGAAACACUUGGCUACGCCUUGUGUUCCUAAGCCUGCUUCUCUCUUGCUCUAAGGCCACCAGAGUGUUUAUAUCACACUUCAGUGACAUGUGCAUCCAUUUAAUAUUCCUUGAAUAAAAAUCAGGUCUUCCGUUUGCUGGAUUUUGUUUUUAUAUUGAUAAUUGAUUUUAAAACAAGCACACAUUAAUGAUUAUCAAUAAACCUACUAGUUUAAAUAAUUAUAUAUAUUUUGAGGUGGCAGUUACUGUAGAGUUCUAAGCUCUUGUACAUGCAAAUAUUCUGUGAGAUUAAGAAAGAUAAUCGACUGUAAAAUUAAUCUCCAAUCCCAUUAGUAUAAAAUAUUAGCAAGGCGUUUUGAGUAUUAGAACUGUGUAAAUAAACUUUGAUUUAUUUCAUAAA
Messenger RNA from Actinia tenebrosa (Australian red waratah sea anemone), 3395 nucleotides. Its product is annotated as vacuolar protein sorting-associated protein 4B. The record is from RefSeq and is a predicted model, not a curated record. Lineage: Eukaryota; Metazoa; Cnidaria; Anthozoa; Actiniaria; Actiniidae. Gene Ontology annotation, biological process: vacuole organization; endosomal transport. Gene Ontology annotation, molecular function: ATP hydrolysis activity; ATP binding.